Tripterygium wilfordii is the source of this 991-nucleotide messenger RNA. RefSeq names its product bidirectional sugar transporter SWEET1-like. NCBI's taxonomy places the organism in Eukaryota, Viridiplantae, Streptophyta, Magnoliopsida, Celastrales, Celastraceae. The record is from RefSeq and is a predicted model, not a curated record. Gene Ontology annotation, cellular component: membrane. Bases 123 to 848 code for a protein of 241 amino acids. The transcript has 6 exons. Gene Ontology annotation, biological process: carbohydrate transport. Gene Ontology annotation, molecular function: sugar transmembrane transporter activity.
CAAAGACGCGUGUGCGAUUCUCUCAAACCAAUUUCUGCUUCUUUAUAAGGGAAAUAAUUUCCUUCUCUCGAGGUUCUUGAUUAGAUAAGAUUGAAAGAAGUUGUUGGAAGAAGAUAGUAGUGAUGGAGAAUGUCGCACAUUUCUUGUUUGGAAUCUUUGGAAAUGCCACUGCUCUUUUCCUCUUCUUGGCACCCACAAUUACGUUUAAGAGGAUCAUAAGAAGUAAAUCCACGGAGCAAUUCUCAGGAAUCCCAUACGUGAUGACCUUGCUCAACUGUCUCCUUUCUGCCUGGUACGGUCUUCCAUUUGUGUCAAAGGGCAACAUCUUGGUGUCCACGAUCAAUGGCACAGGAGCAGGAAUUGAAAUCAUAUAUGUUCUUCUCUUCAUCUUCUAUGCACCAAAGAAGGAGAAAGCCAAAAUCCUUGGACUCUUCACAGCAGUACUCGCUUUGUUCUCUGCUGUGGCAUUGAUUUCAUUGUUUGCCUUACAUGGUAAGACCAGGAAGCUCUUCUGUGGAUUUGCUGCCACUGUUUUCUCAAUCAUCAUGUACGCCUCACCUCUUUCAAUCAUUAGGAUGGUGAUUAAGACCAAGAGUGUGGAGUACAUGCCCUUCUUUUUGUCACUGUUUGUGUUCUUGUGUGGCACUUCAUGGUUUGUGUUUGGACUACUUGGUGGUGACCCAUUUGUGGCUGUGCCGAAUGGAUUCGGGUCAGGUCUCGGGGCGAUCCAAUUGAUUCUAUAUGCGGUUUACAGGAAUAACAGAAAGGGCACGAGUGAUGGGUCUCUGGAAGAGAUGAAACCUCCAAAGGAGAAGCAACACUCACAAAAUGCUGAUGAGCAAGCGUAAUCAGUGUUGGUGUUUGGAGCGGGUUGUGAGUCAUAAAAGGAAAUCUUUGUAACCACCGGUUACACAAAGUUUCCAGGUUUUCAGGGUUGAAAGGGGCUAACGUUUACAAUUUCCCAUGUUUGUAAUUUUGUUUUCAAGUUAAU